CAGAAAAAACGUCGAUCGGCGACUGAUCGGUCAUAUGUCACUUCCCGAAUUCCAUUCACUCCUCUCCUCACAAGAUCGAGCCAGAGGGGCGAUCCUGAUUUUUACCGCAGAUUCUAUCAGAAAUCGAUUGAAUAUGAGAGGAUGAAUAAAAUGAAGAUUACCGCAAGCAAUUCUUCAUGGUUAUUCGGGCUGCUCGUUCUCUCCACAAGCUGGCAGAUGGUCGAACUCUACAAGUCCAUUACAACCGACUUCGAGGAGAUCUUGGCGGGUGUUACAUGCUCGGUGAACAUAACAGAUUUCGAAGAUGCCCAGGAGAAGUUUAAUGACUAUAUCACAGUACACAAAGCAAAGGUGUUAAACAUUCUGAUAUCAGGCAUCGAAUGGUCGGACAGUUUAAAUGAAACGAAUGUAGUGUUUGAUCCUAACCUGUGGACAUGGGCUACAAAGGAGAGUGCCACCUUGACACAGCUGCCAAUAGAUCACAGCAUACUAUCAUUCCGACUUACACACCUGGCAAUAAUGGAUUUGGAAGUGAGUGUUGGAAGUUUUCCCACCGGUUGUGUGCAAGGAUUAACUUUUGAACAACAGCGCAUAUUGGUAAUCGAGGAAGUGCUACGUCUUACAGAGAAUGGCAUCGACGACGAGGACCUCAUCUGUCAAAGCGACUACUCGCAUCGAUCCUUCUUAUCAGAUAGGCUUAUCGGAGUAGGAAAGAGCUGUUGCAACAGGGGCGGACUAAGAGGAGGACGAGUAUACGCAGAUUGCGACCGCUACGAGAAAACUGCUCAUCGAAUUGAAGGUUUUGCAAAGUGGUUUGUAGCGAUAUCCAUCUUAGGUUUUCUUCUGCCGUUCUUGAUCAUACUAUGUACCAUGCCAUGGUGGCAGUAUAACCUGCUAUCCUUCAGCGAAACCUAUGCUAAAUACCUGUCAAAUAAGUCCGAUAAGGCGUCGAUCUUCAGACUGGUUUCUAGAGACCACACCAUUGCAGGUGAAUCAAGAGCAAACGGGAGAUUUUCGGGGAAAGAUGUGAUUAUUGAAGAUAAUGAGUUGGAGUCGUAUGAGACACCGGUGUCCCUCUUUGACCGUCCGAAAUUUAACAUGCGAGGAGUCUCACCUGGAAAGGUAAAGAUAACAUUGCUGUUCAUUUUCCAGUUUGUGCUUGCAGUUGCCUGGUUAUUGCAAUACAGCAACACAGGCGACACGCUCCGGCGUUUAGACUCGGCUGAGAAGAUAGUAGUCAAUCUCCACAACAACCCGUAUAGUUGGCUCUGGACGGACACAUCAUACUGGCCGUUCUAUGUUGCUCUUGUGCUGGUUAUCCUAAACUGUCUGCUGUUUUUAUUUCUGUCUCUGUGGUGGCUGAUGGAAUUCGAAACGGUCAGGUUAGGUUUCGCCAAAUGUCUACGACUUAAGGCACAUGACGAGGACAGUCUACUUAAAAGUAAAAAAACUAAGAACAUGUUUAAAAUAUUCUUCGUGUCGUUGGUCCUGUUCAGUUAUCCAUCUGUUUUCUCGAUGUUCAAUUGCGUCAUCUACGCCAUCGGGGGCCUCAUUGUCAGCAUCGACAUAGUGUCGCCAUGGCUGACCUGUAUUAUAUCAGUUAUAUACUACACGCAGCGCUCAUACAGAGAACUAACUGAGACUUACACGGAAAUCAAAAGAUUGGUAUUUAAAGUUUGUGAACGGGUCAAAACAUACAAGGCGACGCAUAAUGCAACGGUUGAAAUUCUGAAACGAGAGAGAAACGAGUUGUUUAUGUCUGAAACAACAUAUAGCUUCAAAUUAGAAGAAUUUGAAGGGCCCGUAUGGUUUGUCAGGAUCGUAAGGCGGGAUCCUACAGUGAGUGAAAAAAAUGAGGUAAGAACUGUCAGUUCAUCGAUCCCAAUGAAUAAUAUGUUGCCAUCACACACUGGGUCUCGUGUGGACAACGGACAAGAUGAAACGCACGUCACCAGAGACGGACCAGAUGCGACUAGCCAGGCGGGUGUCGGUAACCAGUCGGUUGCAGGAGGGCAAGGCAUCAGAAACUUGUCAGGUGCAAGUUACCAAGAAGCUACCGAAAACGAUCCAGAGGAGCAGGAAGGUACUGGCUUCCAGAAGAUCAUGAUAAACAAGGCGACGCUCCGCGGCAUCUUAGAUAUGGUUGAACCAGUCACGAGAGGCGUAACAAAGUUCGUUGUUAAGGUUUUUUCUACUGGGCUUUUUCUCUUGCUAGUCGGGAUCACCACAGUAGCAUUCCGACCUGAUGCAAUGACUGUAGCCAAUGGACUCUUCAUCACAUCCUUGUCUACUCUACUUGGCGCCUUGAUUCCACUACUGAUAGAAAUGAUGACGAAAUUGACGGCCGCGGAAAGUCGACUCAAGGCAGAUAUUUUAGAGUUCAACAUACGGAAACUUCUGUUUGUGAUCCGUCCCAAAUUCAAGGUGAUUGAGAAUGCUUCUUCGCAUGCGCCACUGCAGACUUCAUUUCUGUGUGAAACUGAUAAAACACCGCUGGUAGUUUAGACGAGUAUACUCGAAUACCUCGAAUACUGCCUCAUUCUCUGGUGAGCCAUUUCGAACGGUUACACAAUGCAGAGAACAUCUAGCAUUUGUAAAUCUUUUUUCACAACGGCAAUGUCAACAUUAAAUUAACAUUACAUGAUACUUAUUAUAAUCUAAACAUUUAGUGAAAGUUCUGUUUCAAAAUUGCCAGCCACCUAUUGGCAUCAGGAGGACGAGGCCUUUAUAAUGUUGAAUUUUUUUAAUUUCACAUCCUUGCUCUUCAUAUGGGGGGGGGGGGCAUAGCUCCCAGGAAACAUACUAAACCCGGAAGGACAUUGCCGUACAUAUACGCACAUCCUGAUCGUCCGACUAAUCAACUUUAGCCGAUUGAAAAACAACUGGAAGCUCAGGCCAACACUCGGCACCAUCGACCCGGCUUACAUAUGUAGUAACGUGUGCCAGGGGAGGAGGAUACGACUGACUCUGGAUUUUCGAGGAUGAUUUAAAAACUGAGGAGAUCAAGAUUAAACUGAAGUGGAAGGCUAUACUCACAUGCACUAUACCUGCUCGACCGUCAGGAGAAAUCAUGAAAUAUACUUCUGGGGGCUCCUAAAUGACCUAACUGUUGGUGUGAUUCCACAAACGUCUGGUAUCUCGGGCAGGUUUAUUCCCGUCCGGUGUACCAACAGGUCGGAGCAUUGUCUGCCUAGCCAACUUGACACAGAUGUCUCUGCCUGUAUCCCCACUCUGCCGCGUACACAUGUACAUGUAUUGUCCAACGAAAGACUGUUUUAUUUCCUGCAGACAGCCUUCGUGACUGGAGAUAAUAACAAGCAUGCCAAAAUAUCGGCCGGUUUUACGUGAAGCCAUAAACCAAAGGAUGAAUACGUUUUGUGAUUAAACUCUUAAUGUGAUGUAAUUGGACUUCUUAAAAAAUAGCAUUGUAAUCCUCCGUAGGUUUUGCUUGUACAGGUCACGCACCUGUAUUAAAACUAUCAGCUCGCAGUUGUACAACGAAAAGAGUUCAGUUUGAAAUCAAUGCGAGGUUUCAACAUACCAGUUGAAUUGUAAUUUCCAUUUGAAGCAUCUUCCUGAAUUGUGAAUAAGAUGUGCUACACUGGUAAAUGAACAAAAUC
Messenger RNA from Lineus longissimus, 3620 nucleotides. RefSeq lists its product as uncharacterized. Bases 142 to 2505 code for a protein of 787 amino acids. NCBI's taxonomy places the organism in Eukaryota, Metazoa, Nemertea, Pilidiophora, Heteronemertea, Lineidae. The record is from RefSeq and is a predicted model, not a curated record. The transcript has 2 exons.